Messenger RNA from Girardinichthys multiradiatus, 3867 nucleotides. It is a transcript of the gene gpcpd1, whose product is annotated as glycerophosphocholine phosphodiesterase 1. The record is from RefSeq and is a predicted model, not a curated record. Gene Ontology annotation, molecular function: glycerophosphocholine phosphodiesterase activity; starch binding. Lineage: Eukaryota; Metazoa; Chordata; Actinopteri; Cyprinodontiformes; Goodeidae. The transcript is spliced from 19 exons. Bases 693 to 2783 code for a protein of 696 amino acids. Gene Ontology annotation, biological process: glycerophospholipid catabolic process.
AAUCUAAUUUCAAUGGGGGUUUUCAUUAUUACUUUUCCAACAUCUCGUUCAUCUAUUAUGAUAACCUUUGUUCCAUAAUGCAGAAACACAUUAGUGAAAAUGUCAGUUGAUUUUAAUUUGAAAACUAUUCGCCGGAACGCGUUUGUUCGAUGCGGUUCAAUGAUGAACAUUGGAAACGGCGUUUAACAGAAACAAGCACACCUUGUCUUAUGGUUAUACCGGUUAUUGUGAUGCGAGGUUUUGAUUAAACUUUACGGGUAAAAAAAAAAAAAAAUCUUCCUAUUUAUCUCUGGGCCUCACAUCUGUUCCCGGAAUACAUUUUACAAUCUUAAAUCGGAAGCUGAUGAUGUCAGCUGUUCACUCAGAUGGCCCAAUUUUCGUUCUCUCAGACCGAUGCUUGAAGAACCGGAGUGUGCUGUAAAUCCGUCAUCAGUGCCAAGAACCGGGCCAGAGCUUUAGGAAUUAAGAAGGUACUCAACAUGUAUUUAUUUCUACUUCGUCAGGUAUUUUGUAGCAGUGUCUGUUUUUGCCCGGGGUGGUACUGGAUAUAACUGAAUAGUUUGCCACGAGGUGUUUAUCUGAAGCUGUUAGGAGUAAGUGUUGUUUUCAGUCAACAGUAGGCACAUGGAAAGUGUUGCAACAUCUCUGUCCUCUGAGUUUAAUGGUUUUACUGGGAGCUGUAAACCCUGCUGAUGUUUUGCAGCCUGUUUGCAUUGCCAGCGUGUGUGUGUGUGUGUGUGUGUGUGUGUGUGUGUGCGCCUGUUUCAACGAUGGACACCGCCCAAGUGACCUUGGCUGUCAGGGGAGAAACCUCUCCAGGUGAGGUGAUCGCUGUUGUUGGCAGCUGUGAGGCUCUGGGAAACUGGAGCUGUCAGAAAGCGGUGAUUCUACAUCCUCUAGGCGAUGAGGGGCACAAAUGGACAGCAACGAUCUCUGUACCCAGAGGGGUUGUUUCCAAGUAUCGCUAUUUUAAGGGCUUCUUCCUGGAGUCAAAGAGUGCAGGUGGCCCAUGUCAGGUGAUAGUCAAUUUGUGGGAGACCCAUCAUCAGCCCCGCACGAUGAGCCCCACAGCAGCAGAAGAGGAUCUUGACGAUGGAGAAUUUGGACUUCACAAUGGGGUGAAAUGUGUUGACUCAGGGUGGCUGACAUGCCAGGCAGACAUUCGCCUGCGCUUGCACUAUUCCAAGAGGCCUCCGGUGUCAAUCACCAAGAAGAAAUUCAAGAAGUCACGCUUUAGGAUUAAACUUACAUUAGUGGGUGUUGAAGAGGAGGAGGAAGAGGAACACAACCCUUCCUCCUGGCACAAGAUAACCACCACUCUGGAAAUUAGUUUGAUCACUGUCAAUGGCUACAAGUCGCGACACUCUCAGCCGGAGUGUGGCUACGCCCUGGAGCCCUCCAAGUGGACUGAGUACAGCAUCCACACAAUGGACCCUGACAACCUAGAGCUUACCUUUGAGUUUUUCGAGGAGGAUCUGAGUGAGCAUGUAGUCCAGGGAGACGUCCAUCCUGGACACGUUGGGACAGCCUGCCUCCUCUCUUCCUCGUUUCAGGAGAGCGGCAAAGAUACAGGAGUAGCUACUCUUCCCAUAAUGGGACGAAACUCCAGGCAGACAAUUGGAAAAGUCAGAGUGGAAUACCUGGUGAUCCGCCCCAUCCAGGGGCUGCAGUGUGACAUGAGCUCCUCGUACACAAAGUACUGGAGAAAAAGAAGUACUGUGGAUGUGGGUCACAGAGGAGCUGGAAGCACACAUGCUGCUAAACACCACAAAGUCAGAGAAAAUACAAUUGCUUCUUUCAAAAGUGCUGCCAAGCUUGGCGUAGCUUUUGUGGAGUUUGAUGUUCACCUCUCCAAGGAUAAUGUGCCUAUAGUAUAUCACGAUCUGACAUGCUGCAUCUCCACCAAGAAGAAAAAUGACCAGACUCUGGAACUCAUUGAGGUCCCAGUCAAAGACCUGACAUUUGAUCAGCUGCAGUUAUUGAAGGUGGCUCAUGUCGGUGCAAUGACAGGAAGUGAUCACAAAGAUCUCCUUGAUGAUGAGGAUGAAAUCGAUGAACACCAGCCAUUCCCCUCGCUAUCGCAGAUAUUCCAAGCUGUUCCUGAAAAUGUUGGUUUUAACAUCGAACUGAAAUGGAUCAGCCAAAUGAAAGACGGAACGUGGGAUGGGAACUUGUCCUCGUAUUUCGACAUGAAUACCUUCCUGGAUAUUAUUCUUAACUGCGUUCUGCAGAAAGCUGGAAAAAGGCGCAUCAUCUUCUCAUGUUUCGACCCAGAUAUUUGCACAAUGGUGCGACUGAAGCAGAACAAGUACCCCAUCCUUUUCCUGACUCAGGGAGUUUCAGAAAAAUAUCCCGAGCUGAUGGACAUUCGCUGUCAAACCACACAAAUCGCCAUCAGCUUCGCUCAAAGCGAGAAUAUUCUGGGAAUCAGCGCCCACACCGAGGAGCUGCUGAAGCACCUUAACUACAUCAGGGAGGCUCAGUCUAAAGGCCUGGUGGUGUUUAGCUGGGGAGAUGACAACAACGAGCAUGAAAACAGAAUAAAGCUGAGAGAGCAGGGAAUUGAUGGGCUCAUUUAUGACAGUAUCUGUGACGCUCAAGGAGAGCAGUCAAACAUCUUCCAGGUAGAAGAGCAACAUUCCCUGCAAGAGGUCAUUACAGAGGAAACCCUAAAGAGCUCUACCUGCUCCUGCUACUCCAUUCCCUGCUCCCCAGUAACAUGUGUCGCCCCCAAGAUCCACCGUGGAAGUGCAGAGUCUGAUUCCGGGCUCAGCUCUUCAUAGAAACCCAACUACAUUGAUAUUUCAUUACAUUGUUUUGCACAUGUAAACUGAAACUGACCAAAAUAGGAUUGGUUAAUAAUUGACCUUUAGUCUGCUUUCUUCUGUCCUCAGAUAUUCUGUUGCCACUUAAAAAGUUAGAAAUGUAGCCAAAAAACCUCAACAGACCAUGCAGGUGUACGCAUUUGUCUCACACAGGCUAGGUCAUACAUCUGAACAGAAACUGUUCAAAUGUGAAGUCACAUAUAGCUGUGCUUAUUUUUAAAGCCAAUAUGAUGGAUCCAAGUAAAAUUUUAACUAGAUGUGACCGUGCAACAACUAGGAAAAAUAUCAUUGUUUCAUGUUGAAAGAUGUUUUGCUUAUAUCUACAUGCAUACAAUCAUCACCACUACGUUGCUUAAUGUUAUCUGAGACAACAUGACACGGGUUUUAAAUCAGUGGAUUAUUGGGUCAAAUUUGCGUUCUGCAAGCUGCACAAUGUGCAAUUAGCUGCCGCUGCUCUUUGCCAUUAAUUAUUAUGCUUUUUUUUUUCUAGUGGAGCAACUUGAUGCACUUUUAAAACCAUGGUGGGAAUGAUUAACUUCCUCUUCAUUAAGUGUAAUUGAAAGUACUUUUUCCAUAUUUUAAUGCCUUCAGACUUUUUAGUGACUUUAGUUAUAGUUGGCUAUUAUUCUACAUUGCAUAUUGUAUGUACUGCAUAAUUGAACUUCACAUAUACUUGAUUUGAGGAAAAGCAGAAGAAUGUUGUUUUUGCCAUAGUGCACAUGUAAACCACAGCGUUAGGGGAUUUAUUUUUCAUAUUUUUAUUUGUUUCUGGUUUUUAGUUUCAAUAUGAGCCAUCUGUCACUCUCAGCAGAAAUGGACUUAUGUAGAAUUCCCACCUCCUGGUGAAUCCAUUUCACUUCAGAACCAACAAUGUCUGGUCCAGAUUACACAUCUUCAUUUGUAAAAUGUACAGUCUGAUCAACAAUGUGAUUAAUGCAUGCUUGCCUUUAAUGUAUACGUAGAUGCAUAUGGAUGGAUGAAUAACUGAACCGUAUGUAUAAUAUGUGGAAUGUAAAUAAACUCAUAUAUUUGCUCAUUUCUA